CUCUUUCUCUCUUAUAGCAGGUAUAAAACCUCACGUUUCAGCCUCCCUUCCCGCUUUCUUUCUGAUCAGACACUUAUCUUUCUCUCUCUCCGUGAUGGCUUCCAAUACCAGCAACUGCAACGCCAUCAUGCACUUACCAACCUAUGCAUCCGACCCAACCUCACCCAACACCACCUUUGUCCAAGCCGAUCCUUCAAAUUUCCGGGCUGUGGUUCAGAAACUAACCGGAGCCCCUGACGACCCUUCUGCUCUAAAGCUCCCUCUCACCCUCAAACCUGCACACCACCACACCACCCCUAAACCCACCAACACAACCGCCGCCGCAGCCGCCACCGAGAUGGGUCCCAGAAAACCCACCUUCAAGCUCCAUGAGCGCCGGCACGCCACCAAAAAGCUUGAACUCAACAUCGAACACGCUGCCACCUUCAACAAGCACUGCAUGGCCAAGCCCAGCUUCAACUCCGGACCGUCAUCGGCACCAUCGGCUUCUUCUUCUGGGUCUCACGUAAGGCAAAUGAUCUUCUCCCCAGUGUCUCCUUUGGAGUUAUACGGUCGUGGCAGCCCGAGGACGCCGCGUGAGAUGGAGGAGGAAGAAGAGAGGGCCAUUGCCGAAAAAGGUUUCUAUUUGCACCCGAGUCCACUCAGUACUCCAAGAGGGUCUGACCCUCCUGAGCUUCUGCCUUUGUUCCCCCUGCAUUCUCCUAGAGAUCUGAUUCACAAUCCGCAUUCUCAUUAAUAAUUUUGUAUCAAAGUAAUUAUAGUUUUAUGGAUUUAAUUUUCUAAUAUCAAUUGAAAUAUAUGUUU
Molecule: messenger RNA, 804 nt
Organism: Juglans regia (Persian walnut)
Lineage: Eukaryota; Viridiplantae; Streptophyta; Magnoliopsida; Fagales; Juglandaceae
Product: VQ motif-containing protein 11-like
Exons: 1
Coding region: 95-736 (213 amino acids)
Source: RefSeq, a predicted model, not a curated record